Molecule: messenger RNA, 1107 nt
Organism: Pipistrellus nathusii (Nathusius's pipistrelle)
Lineage: Eukaryota; Metazoa; Chordata; Mammalia; Chiroptera; Vespertilionidae
Source: the annotation of a GenBank genome assembly
AUGGACCGCGGGCUGCACCUCGGCGCGGCCGCCGCGGGCGAGGACGACCUCUUCCUGCACAAGAGCCUGUCCGCCUCCGGGGCCAAGCGCUUGGAGGCGCCUUUCCGCUCCGCGCCCCCGGGCAUGGACCUGUCCCUGGCGCCGCCGCCGCCGCCGCCUCGGGAGCGCCCGGCGCCCUCCUCCUCCUCGUCGCCCCCCCUGGGCUGCUUCGAGCCGGCUGAUCCCGAGGGCGCGGGGCUGCUGCUGCCGCCGCCGGGGGGAGGCGGUGGUGGCGGCGGGGGGGUGGGCGUCCCCGGGCUGCUGGUGGGCUCCGCCGGGGUUGGGGGCGACCCGAGACUGAGCAGCCUGCCGGCGGGGGCCGCCCUGAGCCUCAAAUACGGCGAGAGCGCGAGCCGGGGCUCUGUGGCCGCCGAGAGCAGCGGCGGCGAGCAGAGCCCCGACGACGACAGCGACGGCCGCUGCGAGCUGAUGCUGCGGGCCGGGGGCGUGGACCCGCGGGCCUCCCCGGGCGCGGGCGGCGGCGGCGGCUCCAAGGCGGCGGAGGGCUGCUCCAACGCCCACCUCCACGGCGGCGCCAGCGGCCCCCCGGGGGGUCCCGGCGGAGCCAUCGGCGGGGGUAGCAGCAGCGCCGGCGGUGGCGGCGGCAGCACCACCAGCAGCAAGAAAUCCAAAGAGCAAAAGGCGCUGCGGCUCAACAUCAACGCCCGGGAGCGCCGGCGGAUGCACGACCUGAACGACGCGCUGGACGAGCUGCGCGCGGUCAUCCCCUACGCGCACAGCCCCUCGGUGCGCAAGCUCUCCAAGAUCGCCACGCUGCUGCUCGCCAAGAACUACAUCCUCAUGCAGGCGCAGGCCCUGGAGGAGAUGCGGCGCCUGGUCGCCUACCUCAACCAGGGCCAGGCCAUCUCGGCCGCCUCGCUGCCCAGCUCGGCGGCGGCGGCGGCGGCGGCGGCGGCGGCCCUGCACCCGGCGCUGGGCGCCUACGAGCAGGCGGCCGGCUACCCGUUCAGCGCCGGGCUGCCCCCGGCCGCCUCCUGCCCUGAGAAGUGCGCCCUGUUCAACAGCGUCUCCUCCAGCCUCUGCAAACAGUGCACGGAGAAGCCUUAA